Molecule: messenger RNA, 765 nt
Organism: Zychaea mexicana
Lineage: Eukaryota; Fungi; Mucoromycota; Mucoromycetes; Mucorales; Lichtheimiaceae
Product: cytochrome c/c1 heme-lyase
Exons: 4
Coding region: 1-765 (254 amino acids)
Biological process (GO): cytochrome c-heme linkage
Cellular component (GO): mitochondrion
Molecular function (GO): holocytochrome-c synthase activity
Source: RefSeq, a predicted model, not a curated record
AUGGAAUCAGCACAACAACAACCAGCACAGUCUACCACUGCUGAUAAUGCAAAGUGCCCUGUUGACCAUACCCAAUUCCAAAAACCCUCAGAAGAAACAAAGUGUCCUGUCGAUCCAAGUGCUUAUCAACAUUUCUUACCUAAAGACCACCAACAGCAACAACAGUCUUCUGACACAGCAGAGAAAUGUCCUGUCGACCAUACCACAUACAAACACUUUUUGCCACAGCAGCAGGAAUCGUCUAAAAAAGCCGAUGCAGACGGCUGCGAUUCUGACGCGAUCGAUGCACGAAACAAUAUGCCUUCUGUCGCACAGCAAACACCGGUUCCCGGACAAAAGAUGCCACUAGGCGUUGAGCGUGAAAUAUCGACUAUUCCACGCGCAGAUGUUGAAGAGCAGAAAUGGAUCUAUCCGUCAGAGCAAAUGUUUUUCAAUGCGAUGCGACGCAAGAAUUGGAACCCGGAAGAGCGAGAUAUGUCAGUUGUGGUGCCUAUCCACAAUGCAGUCAACGAGAUGGCAUGGAUGAAAAUUCUCGAAUGGGAAAAGAUGCAUCAAACUGAAUGCAAUCAGCCAAAGCUGGUAAAGUUUCAGGGACGACCCAAAGAAAUCACGCCCAAGGCUCGAUUAUGGUCAUGGUUUGGAGGUUAUCAGGACCCCCGACGACCCGAGUCCAUCAGCUUCUACCUUGAUGUACGACCGGCUGUCUCGUUUGGUGGUGUUUGGGACCGCAUGAGAAUGUCGUUCAGAAAGGGAGAAUUCAUCUAA